Funneliformis mosseae is the source of this 392-nucleotide messenger RNA. NCBI's taxonomy places the organism in Eukaryota, Fungi, Glomeromycota, Glomeromycetes, Glomerales, Glomeraceae. The record is from the annotation of a GenBank genome assembly.
AUGUCUUUCAGUGGUCCAAGCCAUUCUGCUGCUCACGCCAACGCGCAAGGAGGAAAUAAGCCUUCCAAUAAUUUAUACUGUUAUGGUUGUAAGAAGAAUAAACCUCUUCAUUCUUUUUCACAAACACAAAUUGACAAGUCAUUUACUCGUGGUAAAAAGAAACAUCACAUCAUAUGUAAACAAUGUACUCCACAGCAGAAUCAUAGUUUAACAUGUAUGCUUUGUACACGCACCAUGUCCUUGGAUAACUUUUCAAAGGCUCAAAGAAAAAAUGCCGAAAAAGCGAGAUGUCUUAAAUGUAUGAAAAAACGUGAAACAGAGGACAUUGACGACAGCGAACCCGAUGACGAUGACUCUGAUGGACCACACCAUGAUACAUGGGAUGAUAUCUU